AUGAAGAAACAUCAAUUAGUAAGCAUACUGAAAGGAUCAACUCCGAGAACAAACAUUACGAGUGUGGCCAUUUCGAGGUCUACUUCCUCUCAAAUGUUGGUGGCUGGAGGUGAAUCGACAGGAAAAGUAUUGAUUUGGAAUGUCAUGUUAUCGGGUUGUAGUAGUGGAAGCAAUGAUGUUAUCAGAAAAUCAAAUAAUACAAGAAUCAAACAAGAAUUGGGGGAUGACGACGAGGUGGAUGAGGCAGCCCUUGUAUUGACACCUGUUAUAGAUGAUGAUUUGGAGCCAAUUGUGAUACUGCCUCAUGAAAAGGAAGAUCCGAUUAGUUGUGUUUGCUUUGGAAAUCGAAAAUCUGAAAUGUUAUGUUCAGCAUCCAGUUCUUGUGUAAAGUUGUGGAAUGUUCUUGCAUAUCGGGAUGGAUUUCAGGAUGAUGGAGUGGUGAUUGGAUCAAAUGUUGGAAAUGUUUCAUUUGUAAAGUUUAGCGAUAACGAUGAAUUGUUGUAUAUUGGAUUGGAAGAUUCUAUAUUAAUUUAUCAUAUAGAACUGGCAAAGGUGAUACUGAGCUUGGAGGGGCAUCAAUCUCCCGUGACUGAGGUUUUGUUUUUGAGACAUUUACAACAUUGUAUCAUUAGUGUUUCCGAAGAUAGAACUUUUAAGAUAUGGGAUAUUUAUGAGAGGAAAGUAUUGUACAAAUCAGGAGUUCUCUCACCGUAUCCAAUUAUUUCAGUUUGUGAGGAAUAUGGCGUGAAUAGAUUCAUGAUUGGUUUUAGUAAUGGAAUAGUUCAAAUAUACGAGACGAAAAAUGAUGAGAGUUUAAAGUGCCUUUGGGUGAAACUGCUUCACGAAUUUGACCUCAACAAGAAGAUUAAAAAGUUCAUCAAGCCAGAGGAGAAAUCUCCAAUACCCUCAUUUGAAGUCAUUAGUAGUGAGCCAAUUUGGAGACAGCAACAUAAUUUCAUUCAAAAACAAUUCGAUACUGAGGAAGAUUCUCAAGAGCUGACUCUAUGUGAGUAUUCACAUUGUGCAUCCAAGAUGAAUUUCUUUUCGAAGAAUGACAAUGACUAUGUAAUGAUAUGCUCCAAAUCAUUGGCUGUUGAUAUUGAUCUGUCAUCUUUUGAGAUUGAGAGAAUGUAUGAUAUUGCAAACGUGACAGACCAAUGCAAGGACUUGUUUCACUCUUUUGAUGCACAAUUCAUUGAGGAAUGUAGUACACGUUUGGUGGCAGCUAGUGCCUUUCAACCAUAUAUCUAUGUCAUGGAUAUUAACCAUCAAUCUAUGACCAUCGAGAGGAAGAAUGAAAUUCCAGAUUCCAUCCUAAAACCAAAGCAGACUAAAAUUGAAGGAGACGUCAUUUCCAUGACUCAUACAGAUGAACUGCCCAAUUAUUUGAGAGGAACACUAGUUAAGGUUACUCCAACACCUCAGAAAAAGACCAAAGCACUUGUUGACAAGCCAUCAACUUUUUCCACAAGAAUCAAAUCUUCAGGUUAUUCAGAAGCACCAUUUGUUCCUGCUCACUUGAAGAAAAAACCCACCUCCUCUUCCUCAUCAUCUACCUCAUCUACAAUUAAGAAAACAACAACGACCAAAGAACUUGUCACUCCGAGUUUUGAAAAACCUCCAAUUAAUCUUUCAUCAGAGCUCCGAGUUCACAACUCUCCAAUUCUAUGCAUGUCUAUUUCCCCCAAUAAGGAAUCUAUUGUAACAGGAUCUAAUUCUGGGCUCUGCAUGCUUUCUAAACUUCCUCUAUCAAACAAGAACAAGGGAGUACCACUUGAGAAACAUUCUGUUGCUGUCAAUUCAAUCAAUUGGACACUCUCAUCAAAAUUAAUUUUAACAUCAAGCUCUGACAAUACGGCAACAAUUUGGAAAAAUGGAAAGAAUGGAAUUGAACCAGCUAUUAAUUUUAAGAGUAUUUUGGGAAAUAUUAAGAGUACAACCUCUGAGGAAAACAAGAGACCAGAGCAAAUUUUCAAAUCGAGUGUAAAUAAUGCAAGUUUCUUCCAUCAAGAUAGAUUUACCGUCCUUUCGAGCUCUAAUAAGAUGUAUAUUUACAAGUACUAUAUUCACAAGAGUACAAACUCUGAUGAAAAGUAUUUGAAAAAACAAGUAGAUAAUCACAAGUACAAACUUGGUCAUGUUUUCGAAAGCAGACAGGCCCAAAAGAUUACAGCCCUAACAUGUCCAAAUUCCUACUUGUCAAAUUAUAUUUUACUUGGAUAUUCUAGUAAAACUUUGGAGAUUUAUGACGUUUGCAAAGAUACAGUAGUAAGAUCAAUUGAAAAUGCCCAUGAAAGACCAAUUCAUACCAUUUCUCUAAAUAAUUCUCCGAAUGCCACUAGCGAUUCGAUCAACUUUUUCCUUACUUCCUCCGUUGAUGGAUGUGUAAAGCUGUGGGAUGCAAGGCAACAAGAUCCAAUUAGAAGAUAUAGUCAACAUAAGAAUUCGAUCCAUUCCAUUGGAAAUGCUAUAAGCCCUUGUAUGCGAUACAUUGCUUGUGGAAGUGAAGAUCGAUGUGUGUACCUUUAUGAUUUGACAACAUCUGAAAAGUGCAUUGAGAAAAUUAUUGGAUAUCAUUCAGAUGUUGUUUCUGAUGUUAAAUUUAAAAAUUCUACUACUUUAUUGAGCUGUUCCUUUGAUGGAAAAAUCAACACCUACUCUUCAGUCAAGUAA
Naegleria gruberi is the source of this 2673-nucleotide messenger RNA. RefSeq lists its product as uncharacterized. Bases 1 to 2673 code for a protein of 890 amino acids. The transcript has 3 exons. The record is from RefSeq and is a predicted model, not a curated record. Gene Ontology annotation, molecular function: protein binding. Lineage: Eukaryota; Heterolobosea; Eutetramitea; Acrasida; Naegleriidae.